This is a messenger RNA of Trichoplax adhaerens, 1182 nucleotides long. RefSeq lists its product as uncharacterized. Gene Ontology annotation, cellular component: ciliary basal body; axoneme. Bases 1 to 1182 code for a protein of 393 amino acids. The record is from RefSeq and is a predicted model, not a curated record. The transcript has 10 exons. Lineage: Eukaryota; Metazoa; Placozoa; Uniplacotomia; Trichoplacea; Trichoplacidae. Gene Ontology annotation, biological process: cilium assembly.
AUGGCUGCAGUCUUAACAGAAAAGGACAGUUCGACUGACAUUGUUUCUACCUCUUCCAAUGAUCCUGAAGAUUUCUUAAACGAUCUUAGCGAUGAAGAUUUAAAGAAAUUAGUAGACGAAACCCUUCGCAAUAAUGAGGUUUUGGCUACAGAAACUAAAAUGUUUGAGAAAUAUCUGAAACGUGUUGAACCUCAUCUAUCACAAUCAAAACAUAUCGCUGCUCCUCUCCUACCACAACUACAAUUAGAUGCCCAUACUUUGAAUAAGAAACGAUCAAGAAUGAGAGGAACUUCUGUAACAGACAGACUUUCCAAGUUAAAUGCUGAACAAAAAUGUGACAUAGCUGCUCGAGAGAUUGAAGAACUCCGAGAUGAAAUCGACAAGUCUAAAGAAGAUGCAGAAAAAGUCGUUGAUAAUCAUAAAGCAGUUAUGGAAGAAGCUGAUAUUGCUUUAGCAGAAAUUAAAAAAGCAAUGUACGAAUAUAAUCGUGACAUUGUACAAGGAGCAGUAAAUGAUAGAACGAAAAAAGUCAUGGCAGAAAAAGUUCAACGAUACUUUGAGGAAAAAAUUAGGCAGAGGGAUACCUUGGUUGAGAAACUUCGCCUAAAAAAUGCAGCUUUACGGGCACAAAAAAGAAAAUUGAACUUACAAUUAAAGCAGAAAGAAGAAAUGGGUGAAGUUUUGCAUGAAGUCGACUUUAAUCAAUUAAAGAUCGAGAAUAACCAAUAUUUGGAAAAAAUUGACGAGCGUAACCAAGAAUUAUUAAGACUAAAAUUAAUGGCCGCAAAUACUUUGCAAAUUUUAAAUUCUUACAGAAAAAAAUUGCACACGUUGACACUUGAAUCCAACCGACUUAAAACCGAAAUAGGUCAACGCCACGAGAUAUUAAGCAAAAUUACCGUCGAAAAUGAUCAAGUUCACCAUGAAAAAAAGAUGGCAGAGAGUGUAAAUACGAAUCUUAAAAAGCAACUAGCAGAUUAUAAAGUUCCUGAGAUCAUGGAAUAUGUUGCGGAACGUUCGAAUUUAUAUGAUUUGCAGAAAACGGUAAAAAGUUGGGAGAGGAAGGUAGAAAUAGCUGAGAUGGCACUAAAAACGAAUAAGAAAACUUGGACAAAGAUACAAACAGGAAAUCAUCUACAAAAUCAAUGGACACAACCACAUUUGGAAAUGUUAAGAAAGUAG